AUGAUAUUCGUCUCAUUGUAUCUGCUCAUAGCUGUGCCGACUAAGCUGACAACUAUGUCGCGGUUUGCCAUACAUGGACACGACGUUUUGGGUGCAAUCCUUCAGCUCUUCUUCACUCUUGGUUCACAACCACAUCUUAUUUUUCCAUGCACUAGCAUGUACUUUACGGGACUGCUCACUCGUUUUGGUAUAAUGAGCACCCUAACUCAAAUGUGGGUUCAAGUUGCUGUAUUAGUUUUAAGUUCAUCGUUUUCUCUUCUUAUAACGAUCAACCGAGCUCUCGCAGUUUCGGUGAGAAUUCCUGAUAGAACGAAGGAACUCGUCUUACAACUCUUCUUCGCACAACUGAUAGUUCAAUUAGUUCUGCUAGCUGUUGUUGCGUUCACCCUUGAGGAUCACAACGAAGAAGGACGGAAGAUCUGUAUGAAAAAGAUCAAAGUGUAUCCCAAAGAGAUGGAUACCAUGAAUGGAGUGAACUUGGUUAUCAUGGCAGAUGUAGCGAUGAUCACAACAGUGAUAUACGUAGCGUUCGUCACGGUCGUUUACAUCAUCCGAGAUCAAGCGAAAUCAUCCCAGUCUGCUCAGUUCUUAGCCAACCAACGAAGACUCACAGUUGGUGUUUUAUCGUUUAUGAUGGCAGAGUUAAUUGGAUUGGCUAUACCUUUAAUCUGUCUCAACACUUGCGCUUUUUUUAAUAUAGGAGACUUAGUUGUGUACCAAUUUGCAAUGGUCAGCAUGUGCUUUUAUCCUGCCUUUGGAUCUUAUUUCGUGUUGAUGUCCAACACAGAUUAUAGGAAUAGGAUUCACUCCAUCUUCAGGAGAGCUCGAAAGCUGACUAGUCUCACUCGUGAUCAGACAGUCAGCAUAACGAUCUAG
This is a messenger RNA of Auanema sp. JU1783, 876 nucleotides long. The record is from the annotation of a GenBank genome assembly. Lineage: Eukaryota; Metazoa; Nematoda; Chromadorea; Rhabditida; Rhabditidae.